AUGGAUUCAACAACAAUAAUAACAACAACAACAACAGCGAUCAAAUGUAAAAUUACAUGGAUCAAUCAUUGUAUACCAUCGAUUGCUAGAUACUUUGGUGUUACUCGUUCAAAACAUGUCAUACUAUUAGAACAUGAUGUAUUGGAAGAAGAAGAAGAUAAUCAACAAGAUACAUUAAAAAAGAGAAAGAGAGAUCAUCAAUUUAACAACAACAACAACAACAACAAUCAUGAUACAAACAAGAUGAUAUUAGAUAAUAAUGAUAAUCUUCCUCUUCCUCUUCUUGUUCCCCAUCCUCUAACAACAUUCAAUAAUACAAUAGAACACCAACAAUCAUCUAAUACUUUAUCAAUUAGAUUUAAAAGUUUAAUUGGGUCACCAUUCAUUAAACAUUGUAUCUUUAAUCAUAUAAAAGAAAUGACCAAGAUUGAUAAAGAGACGAAACAAUGUAAAUCAAGUAAAGGAGAAGAUAUCUUAAAGUUGGUUCAUUUUGGAAUGGUAUCACAAUAUGCAAUGCCAUGGAACUUUAUCAAACAUUAUCUACCCGACAAGGAUAAUGUAUUGUUGAAAAGAAGGAUGUAUAUUAUUAGUAAAUAUUGUACACACCCAAAUGCAACAUUGGAUACACUAUUACAUCUAUUGGAAUGGUCACCUGAAUAUGAUCCUCAAGAUCAAUAUGAAAAUUGUCAUCAACGAUUAAUUUAUGAUGUUGCAAUCCAAGGAAAUAGAGAUAUAUUGGAAUUUCUUUUAAAAAGAUAUCCAAAUACUAUUAUCAAUCCACAUGGAUAUAAAUUAGAAUCAAUCAUUGAUACUGCAAAGGGUACAACUAAAGCUUUGGAUAUAGCCGCCGAGAAAGGAUAUUUAGAUAUUUUUUUACAUUUUAAUCGUACAGAAGGGUGCACAAUUAAAGCUAUGGAUAAUGCUGCAUUUGCAGGCAAUAUUGAUAUUGUUAAAUUUUUACAUUAUAAUCGCAGUGAAGGAUGUACCACUAAUGCAAUGGACUAUUCACUGCUGAAUGACGAUGUUAGUGAUUUUGAAGUGUUAAAGUUUCUACAUUAUAAUCGUACAGAGGGAUGUAAAACUGAUGCAAUGGAUAAUGCUGCCGUGAAAAGAAAAUUUGAAGCUUUAAAGUUUUUACAUUAUAAUCGUACAGAGGGUUGUAGUUUAAUGGCAAUGAAUUGGGUUGCUUCUCAAGGUGAUCUAGAAAUGCUCAAAGUAUGUGAUAAAAGGGAAAUAAUCAACCAACCUUUUUUUUUUUUUGUAUUUAUGUCAAUCGUUGAAUUCCUCCACAAACAUCGCACCGAAGGAUGUUCAGAAAUUCCCAUACAAGUACAAAAUAGUGGACUCUUUAACUACGAGUGUUGCAAAUACUUGGUAUCCAACAAAAUAGUACUUCAAAAUUUUGAAAUAGAUAACAUGAAAAUGUGUUCUAGAGAUGCACACGAGUUUUAUGAAAUCGUCGAACUUGUCAAUCAACACUAUCUAUAA
Cavenderia fasciculata is the source of this 1488-nucleotide messenger RNA. RefSeq lists its product as uncharacterized. Lineage: Eukaryota; Evosea; Eumycetozoa; Acytosteliales; Cavenderiaceae. Bases 1 to 1488 code for a protein of 495 amino acids. The transcript has 7 exons. The record is from RefSeq and is a predicted model, not a curated record. Gene Ontology annotation, molecular function: protein binding.